UGUAUUGUCAAAAUCAGCUGCCAUUGCUAUAGCGUGCCAUUCCACUAGCUUGCUUGUGACUUUUCUUUUCGUUCUGCUUAGUUACUUUACUUAGUUUUUCCACCGAACCGCGGCCCGCCACUGCUGAAAUUUCAUUCAACUUCUACGGUUUCUCUUAUUCUCUGUAUUUAGAGAGUCGCAUAGUCGUAGUACAUAGACGUUGUAUUCGUCUCUUCCCGCAGAAUAAGCGGUUCCGGUGACUAUUAUCGAGUCGUACAUCUUAGGAUAAGAGACCUAAGAAGCGGCGAUUCGAGACUAUCGUUAAUCAGGAUUUAGAAGAUCGAGUUUCCUACCUGGGACUAAAUAAACAGAGAAAACGCGCGAAUUUGGUGUGAUCGCGCUAAAUGCAGUGGUCGAAGGAGGGAUGGACCCAUCAAUGUUUGUUGCGUAUAAUCCUCAUACAAAUGGCGUUCCACUAGAGUCCAAACUUGCUACCUACAUGAAUCGACACAGUCAAGGAGUAGUUCUAAAUACCCCCGCACUUACAAAACAUUUGGCGGGCCUUACUUUGGAUUCGCAGAAAAAGGUAACUGCUAGUCCAGAAUUUGUACCAGGAAGGUGUCUUAAUAACAGCAGCAGCAGCAGCUCUCCGAAUCUUUUCAAUAAUUCUUAUCAUUCUCAAGAAAAUGUGGGUGGUACGACUUAUUUUUACCUUGGGAAUGCUGCCAGCGAGUCUGUGGGAACGGAGGAAGGAACUGAAACUAUUGGAACUGCAGGAACAAGUCAGAUAGGAUACGUCUAUCCGGGCACGCCCUCGCAUCUGCAACCUGUGAAACCAGCGAAACCUCCAUCGUCCAAUAACUCGUCAGCUCCGUCGACUCCGCCGCCUCAGGCAACGCCUAGUUUCUUUAUCAGUGAGAGCUUACGAAUGGACAUUCUUCAAAAGAAUGCGUUAACGUUAGCACAACCCGACAUUGCACAGUUCCCCGACUUACCAGACGAGGUAGACAAUUACCAUGAAUUGUGUCCGCUAGAACCGAUUCAUAAACCUGCCUCAACCAUGCUUGGGUACCAAACUUCAACGUACAAAGCUACGAGCAUCAAAAGUGGUACAAGAUACUGUUUGCGUCGCAUACACGAUUUCAGACUUGCCAACACAAAGUGUAUGGUGCUGGUAGAUAUGUGGAAACGAUUAUCGCAUACCAAUUUGGUACAGUUGAGAGAAGUUUUCACUACCAAGGCCUUCGGCGAUCAUUCCAUGGUAUUUGUCUACGACUAUCAUCCUGGCUCCGAAACAUUACUGAACAAGGAUUUCUCGGCGACCGAAUUAAAUGGCUACACGGAUCCGUUCUCGUCGGAUCCAAACGCGCCUCGGCCAUACAGUCACACGAAGAACACGAUCCUCAGACAACAACAAAGUAGUAUGUUACCAGAGAGUGUAAUCUGGAGCUACAUAAUUCAAUUGACCGCCGCCGUUCGAGUUAUACACGCUGCUGGUUUGGCUUACAGAUGUUUAGACCCAACAAAAGUGUUGCUCACGUCGCGGACAAGACUUCGUUUAAGCUGCGCCGCUAUACCAGACGUGGUCACAUUCGACGGGAACGCUGCCACACCACUCUCGCUAAUUCCACAUUACCAGCAAGAGGAUCUAAUUGCCCUAGGGAAAUUGGUGUUGGCUUUAGCGUGUCGCAGCCUCCUUGCCGUCCAUCGCGACAACAUGCAAGCCUCUCUCGAACUCGUCGCACGUACCUAUUCCACGGAUUUACGGAAUCUUAUAUUGUAUCUACUUUCCAAUCAAACACGAAGGAGCGUGACGGAUCUCAUGCCAAUGAUCGGAGCCCGAUUUUAUACGCAAUUGGACGCCGCUCUACUGCGAUCCGACGAGAUGGAAGAUGAGCUUGCCAAAGAGCUCGAGAACGGCAGGUUAUUCAAAUUGAUCGUGAAACUGGCCACCAUCAACGAAAGACCCGAGCUUAAUAUGGAACCGACAUGGGCAGAAACGGGUGACCGAUACAUGCUCAAAUUGUUUAGGGACUACGUGUUCCACCAGGUACUGGCCGAUGGAAGACCAUGGCUGGACAUGGCACACGUUGUAUAUUGUUUAAAUAAGUUGGAUUCAGGAUCUCAGGACAAAAUAUGUUUGACGUCGCGAGAUGGACAAAGUGUAUUGGUAGUAAGCUACGCCGAGUUACGGCAAUGCUUGGAAACCUCGUUUGGAGAACUGGUACAAUCUGCGAAGGAAACUGUCUAGGUCUGUGUCGCGUUAUUUUUUCUUCCUCAUCGAACCGACCAGACAGUACAUACUCCGAACCAUAAAUGUGAUAUCACCAGUUAGCGGUACUACCAUUUUAAACUUUAUCAAGAGACAUAGGACAGUGAGAGACGUGGUCCGAGAUUCGAAUCAUUAGUGAGAGAGAGAAAGAGAGAGAGAGAGAGAGAUACCAGACCGAAUGUAUUCUGGUAACUGCCAUUCGACUGCAACAUAUGUGCGCGUGUGUGUGAGAGUGCAAGGUGACAAUUGUAAAUCUGAAGAAAAUCAACCGGCCGAAUUUUUGCUGCUGACGUACUACGCAAGGAAACAAAGUAGGGAAUACAGAACAGAACGUGUAUACAACUUAAUAAUGCAAUGAAGUCUUAAGAGGUCUCUUAAGAACACCUAAACACAGUCUGUGUAUAGAAUAGAUCUUAGAUUUUAGGAUACAACUGUAAGCAUUAAUUUUGAAAUAAAUGUUUAUUUUUGAAAGCAAUCUUAA
Messenger RNA from Megalopta genalis, 2732 nucleotides. RefSeq names its product Poly(A) specific ribonuclease subunit PAN3. Lineage: Eukaryota; Metazoa; Arthropoda; Insecta; Hymenoptera; Halictidae. Gene Ontology annotation, biological process: protein phosphorylation; nuclear-transcribed mRNA poly(A) tail shortening; mRNA processing. Gene Ontology annotation, molecular function: ATP binding; poly(A) binding; protein kinase activity. Gene Ontology annotation, cellular component: PAN complex; P-body. The record is from RefSeq and is a predicted model, not a curated record.